This is a messenger RNA of Cercospora beticola, 4531 nucleotides long. RefSeq lists its product as uncharacterized. The record is from RefSeq and is a predicted model, not a curated record. Gene Ontology annotation, molecular function: transcription coactivator activity. Gene Ontology annotation, cellular component: mediator complex. Gene Ontology annotation, biological process: positive regulation of transcription by RNA polymerase II. Lineage: Eukaryota; Fungi; Ascomycota; Dothideomycetes; Mycosphaerellales; Mycosphaerellaceae.
UGCCGGUCGAAACGUGCUGUGUCCCUGCACACACCACCCCGAUCCCCAACUACUUGCUGGCCUGCUGCUCUAUACGAUCUGGAGAAGAGCUGAUGAAGACGCGGCGCACCACCGAUUCCGCCUCACCGCCCGUCUCCAUGUUUCUUCCGUCUAGAUCGCGCCGCGGACGGACACAACGAGCAUGGACUUCUUGAAAGCGUGCACAACCAACAUACAUGCCAUCGAGAGCGUGAGCCAAGUACGCUUCGCGCUCUUCCAGUUUCGUCACAACACCGCGCCUUCCCACACGCAAUGGUCGAAACUGCAACGGGCAAUCGCACGACUACGCGCCGACAAUGUGCUAUGCGCUGCCGUGGGCUCACAAGUGUAUGUCUUCGGGGACUCGACUGGGGAUGGCAAUGCUGCGUACCAAGAGCUGGAAGCGGAUUUGGAAGUCAUCGCGCAAGGAACAGUCGCCGAGCGCGCAGCAGAAUCCGCGACCAGCAGCCCUCGAGACGCCUUGUUGGCUGCGGUGGAGCUGUCAGUCGCGCACAACCUGUCCAAAGACCCGGCAAUCACGCAUGUCGCGCCCUGGACUUGGCUUUAUGGCAAUCGUCGCAGUGACGAGGUCGAUGAAGGGGAGAGCAUGAUGAUCAAGCUUCGCGCCAGGACGACCCCGACAGAUGGCCUCUACCUAGUCUCGGAUGUCCUUCCUGCCACGCUUCAAACAGUAGGCUCUGCACGGUGCAGUACCGACGAUCCAGUAGUCCUAGCUCCGUUCGGCCAGUCUGCGCGACCCCUUGUUCUCGAAUCCGGUAAGAAUCUCCUCGACGGUGAGAACUGGAGGACGAUCGUAACAGAAAUGCUGCCAACACAAGGUCUUGAAUUGCCACGCGAUACCCAAUGGAUACCGGUUGAGCUUCUAGAUGGUACUGAAACUGCUUGGGCAUGGCCUGCACACCUGUGUUUCACCACUUCAGUUGCCAACAAUCAAGUCGAUGCUACCUUUGCAGAGGGCCGGGACUGGCGACGAUGGUUCAUUAGCACGGAGGAAGGCGCCAUCUUCCGAAACCCGCUGGCGGCCACGGAGGAUUGGUACAAAGGCUUUGCAGAAAGAGAACGCGCUAAGGCUGCUGCAGACGUUUUUGUACCAACAGAAGCUCCCACGACUGGACAGGCUCCGCCUACGAUGACUGCUGAAGUGACACCACUUGAGGCAGAUACGGCUGUUUCGCCGUCAUUCACGCAGCGAGGAGCUGAACAUCUGUCUGCCAUGGUGGGCAUCUAUCCAACACCCCCUGAUGGCUUCGCCCCAGCACAGCCAGGCCUGCUGAGUGCUGCGACCCCUUCAGUGACACAGCCAGACCCGAGCAGUUCCGUGCUGGGCACUUCGCCGAAUGAUUCCAUGCAACCAAAGCCUUCAGCACAGCAGCCUCCUCCACCGCACGAUCCAAGCGAGCUGAAUGCGGCGCAAGACGAUUUAUUUGGUGAUGUCGGUGAGAUGGGAUUUGGCGACGCUGAAAUAGAGGAUGCGGAUUUCAAUUUCUUCGACGAGCCCGACGAUGAGUUCACGGAGCAGCCGCCGAUGGAGACUCGUGAUGUGCUUGACGAGUCCAAUGCUGAUGCAGAAACGAUCAGUGCAGCGCAACCUACGGAAUUGGCACUCGAAGGUGAUGCUUCGGUGCUGCCGGACGCCUCAAAUGACGACAAUUUGCUACAAUACGAACUUGCUGAUACCACAAAUGCAAACAUUGCAGAGAAGAUCGACACUGAGGAGAGCUCCAUUGGGGCCAGGGCUUUGAGUGAACCUUCUAUUAAGCCAAAGCGGCCCUUGAGCCCUUUCGGCAUUCGCGAACAACUUCUACCACCUCCCGUCCCAGCGAGCCACUUACAACUACAUGCGGAUGCGCAGUCUCGCCACACGGGCCGCAGGGACAGCAGCUUUGCCUCGAUCAAUUUCCGCAAUUCCAUCCGCAUGGCAUCGAUGUAUGAACCCGCCCUGGUGGCCAAAGAUGCAGCACGCACCAAGCCGCCUCCUGACUCUGUAUGUAUCGCGCUUCCGCCUGCUCGCACCGGACCGGGCGUGAAACAGGAGGUCCACGACACCGACGGGUACGAUGUCGACAGCAGCGAUAGCGAAGAAGAGUCCUAUGAUUCUUCUUCGAGUGAGGCCGACGAUACGGAUUUGCCACCCAGGUUGCCUUGGGAGACCAGGAAACGAAAGCGACAGCUUGAUGACGACGUUGCAACCUAUACUUUGAACAACCAUAUGAAUUCUCAUGCGGAAGAAGAUGAGGUCGGCAACGUGUCCGACGCCGCUGCUAAGAACACCAUGGUAGAGGUGUUGCAACAGUAUUCGUCGAGUAUCUUGCUUGCCGACUUCGGGUCAAGUCUACGUCCAUCAAAGCCGACCCAACAUCCGCCUGCACUACUCCACGCUUUACAGCCAGAAUCAAUGGAGACAGUGGCAGGUCCGCUACUGUCGCUCGAGAGUGCAUAUAGUCUGACCAAGUCAGACCUCAUUUGUGUCGCGCAACUCGUAGCCGAUCAGUCUAUCACUGCGAACAUACGCUCUUCGAUAGGUGUACACGAUCUUUCCGGUGAUUCAGAACUGGUUGUGCCUGUCGUGACAAAGUAUUUGCGAGACCAACUCAAACGAGCUGUUCGUAUAGCAGUACCAGAAGCGCUGGAGUGCGAUCUUUCAGAGCUUGCACUGUCGAAAGAGUCAGUCUUGCGCCAGACAAACAAUGCUGGAAAGACGCCACAAGGUCAGCCUCGGCCACCGCAGCGGCUCGACAGUGCGCAUAUCGGUCCCGAUUGUUUUACAUUACCGUCGCCCUUCUUGAGGUUGCGCCGUGGUCGUGAUGCUUGGGAAAUGCUGCCCGCCUGCAUACCAUUUUGGGAGACGCUAGGGCUCAGCCCAGCAGCUGGUCCCAAGCAUCUCCGUGCGUUCUGCGUCUUUCCAUUCAACGAGGAUCUCCAGCGCCUGGCCGAUCACUUCCUGGGUGACCUGGGCACCGCCUACGAGAAUUGCAAAUUGGGCACCCACGUUCACUUGCGCAAUGCCAGCGAAGUGGACGUGCACGAUACUUUCGAGGACGGCAUGGCCCCUGUUGAUCUAGGAGAAGAAGCGUCGCUGGAGGCUGCUCUCAAGUCGUAUGCUACCACCUGUUCAGACUUAGGCAAAGCUUUGUCGACCAUUGCUCACCAGGAGUCUGAGGAUCGUGCCAUCGUCGUGUACAUCCUCAAUCCUUUCAGCGGAGAGCAGGCACGCCAACAUCUUUGUGCUUGUUUCUGGACGCUUUUUCAGACCUACCGAGACAACAUGCCCAGAGCAUCCGGCGAACGAGGAGGAAGCGACAUCUUCUUACAGCUUCUGCCAAUCUCACUAGUAGCCGCCUACGAUGCUUUUGUGCCACUGGAUGCCAGACGGAUGUCAAUACUAGCUCGUGAGAUCUAUGACCGGUGUCCGCCCACCUCUGCUCUGCAACUGUCUGACAUAUCCGCCCCACUGCCAAAUCUUGCUGCUCCGACUGUGGAAUUGGCCAGUAUGGCGCCUAAGCGGCUCGGCUUUCAACUGAUACCUGAAGCUGCUGCGGAUCUCCUAUACGAAGGGUCCAUUCUUCAUCUAGCAUACGCUUGCAGCUCAGAUGGUAAGUGGCUGACGGCAUCCUGGAUAGACAGCACAGGAAAGUAUCAGUCCAGUUCUUCAUUCUGCAUGGCUGGCAGAACAUUUGCAGAAACUGCGGAGGAUGUAUGGGAACACACCAAAACCAUCAUGGCAGCGCGCCAAGUUUCAUGGCGAAUAUUCGUCGUCACUCAAGACAGCGCAAUCGAGGCCUCAAUUAUGCACUGCUGGCGAAUGCUCGCGGCCAAGCCUCGCGCUCAGCCUGUUUGCGUGACGAUGCUGUCUAUCCAGACCGAGCCACUGUUGCAGUUGCUGCCACCAUAUGCGGGCCUCGAGCACGCUGCAAUUGGGAGCGCAGAGAACGGUGUCCUUACACCAGCGUCCACCCCACAAGGAGCCACCUUCACUUCCUCGCCAGAUGUUGCGGGACAUGGAGGCAAUGCCCCGUUAACUCCCGCGCCCAGCGACACAGCCACUUCGCUCCCGGCGGACAGCGCAGCUGAUGCCGAUGCGCAACUAACUGAUAUGACUGAUGAGACAUGGGGCGUCCUUUUGACUUCGAAGCUGAGCGGCACUACACAGAAUAGCAGCAUGGCGCAUGGGGUCUUGUUGCAGCGCGGCAAGGUGGCCUUACACGAUACUGAUCAGAUCGAGAUGAUCGACAAACUGCCUUCGCUUGGUGUGAACAUACACUGGACAAUACAAGUCAAGCCGCAAGGAACUGUCGACGAAGGAAGCAUUAAGCAGGCUGAAUUGACCUUGCGAGAGGUGUUGCGAAUGUUCCGCGGACUGUCCUUAUUAACGAAGGCGAGAGGCCUGGAAUGUAGUGUUGGCGCGUUUGCACCAUUACAUGUUGCGACAGCCGUCAUGGGAGCAGCAGGGUUGGAUGGCCUGUUGGCAGAUCCAGAAGGAGGAAGCGGGUGA